Zeugodacus cucurbitae (melon fly) is the source of this 1659-nucleotide messenger RNA. Its product is annotated as scavenger receptor class B member 1. Gene Ontology annotation, cellular component: membrane; cytoplasm. The coding region runs from base 127 to 1602 and encodes 491 amino acids. The record is from RefSeq and is a predicted model, not a curated record. NCBI's taxonomy places the organism in Eukaryota, Metazoa, Arthropoda, Insecta, Diptera, Tephritidae. Gene Ontology annotation, molecular function: scavenger receptor activity. The transcript is spliced from 5 exons.
UGUUUAUGAUUUUCUAAACCAUUGCCCAAUAUUCCACUAAUUUAAUUUUGAGAACAUUAGAAAAUUGAAUAUAAUUUGAAUCGUCAUACUAUAAGUAUUCUGUAUAUAAUUAUAUUUUAUUGUAAUAUGCCAACUGGAACGUGUUUUUGGUGUAAGAUUUUCACAGUGGCGUUUUUGGGAGCAAUCAGCUUUAUCCUAUUUGUAAUAUCGCUAAAGGUUAACUUUCAAUGGGCCCUUACACAAGAGCACAUCCGUUUUCGAAAAGGUUUCCCCUCGCAAAAUAAUUGGAUAGCAUCGCCAUAUGGAACUUUGAAAAGUUACUUAUUUAACGUCACGAAUGGCGAAGCUUUUCUUAAUGGUACUGAUUCAAAAAUUAAGCUACAAGAGAUAGGGCCAAUUGUGUAUCAUAUUAAAGGAAGAAAUGAAAUCUUGAACCAAAGCGAUCAUAGCAUUAUUUAUCAAAAAUUACGUUAUGAUGACAUACAGUUCGACCCAGACGCCAGUUGUGCUCCAGAUAUACUUAAUCAGACCGUUAUUUUACCGAACUUUAUUUUGUUCGGCACUGCUGCUAAAUUCCAUGAUUGGGUUUUCCUUGUGAGACAUGUUUUUAAUGCAAUUACAGUAAAAGAACCCGUCCUAAUAAAAGAAACAAUAAAUUACUUUUUGUGGAACUUUACAACACCUGCACUAAAUUCAUUAUCCAGUUAUGUACCAAAUAUUGUUUCAAACUGUGGGAUGCUGCAUAAUGCACUCAAAAAGAACGAAGAAAUAUAUAAUGUAAAAAUAGGUCCGAUAAAUGGAGUGGAUAACUUUUUUAGAGUUCGUACCUUGAAUAACAAAGAAUAUUUUCCUGAACACAUUAAUCGCUUAAAGACUUUAAAUCAGACAGCUUCCCAGUACUGCCCAAUUGUGUUAUCUGAUGCUUAUGAUAAUUCGUUGUUUCAACCAUAUUUAGAUCCAGAACGAGAUAUAACUAUUAUCGCUGGUGAAGCUUGCCGAACACACCGUUUAAAUUAUGUUGAUACUGUGCGUCAUUUGGGGUUCGAAGGAUAUCGUUACGUUAUUAACGACAACUCUGUGGAGACAAGUUGUUUGGAUAAUGCUAUGGGAAUAAAGUUACAUAGAGGAAUGUUUGAUGUUUCGAAAUGUCUUUUUAAUGAUGUGCCCUCUGCAUUUUCACUUCCUCACUUCUAUGGUUCGACAUACAAUUGGAGUGAACAUUUUGAAGGAUUAUCACCAAACAAAAAGGACCACGAAGCCACAAUAAUUAUAGAACCGAUAUCUGGCAUACCUAUUGAAGAAAAAUACAGAUUUCAAUCAAAUAUUCCUUUACCGGAUAUGGCUGGUUAUAGCAAAGAAUUACAGCGAUUCAGUAAAAUGGUCAUACCGACCUUCUGGUAUGAAUACGAUCUGGAUGAUUUGCCACGGAUGGUUGUUUUCUUAAUGCGAUUCAAUAUAAAUGUAGUGCCAAUAGCUCAACCCAUUUGUACUGUUCUCUUUUUCAUUUUUACUCUUUGGAGUUUUUUGUAUGCAUUUCUUGCCCUAAAAGGUGUAACAAUUUCGUAUUUGGUAUUUAGUUUUUUAAAUGAGAAAAAUAAGUGAUGUAAUGUAUUUAUAAAAUAAAUAAUUUAAACCUCAUAUAUAUAAUUUAAACUCGCA